GAUAGACCUAACAUACAAUCGUGUGGAAUUGUUGUUGUAUGGGAGAUUGGCUAAGAUUUGUAUUCAACUUCUUGUUCGUUUUUGUCUUUUCCAUUUGCUUUCUUUAGUUGGUUAUUGGCUAUCUUUCAAUUCAAUGAUUCUAUAAUCGUCCAGUGAUACUUACUUUCCUUAAAUAAUGUCUAGAAUCACAGGCCCAAGGCUCUCGUCAGAUAAAGAUCAUAUACGAUCAUCUUCCUCAAGUCUUCCUUAUGGAGAUGGAUCCGGUAAGAUCUUUGGAAUGGAAAACUUUGGUAAUACUUGUUAUUGCAACUCAAUCUUACAAUGCUUAUUUUAUUCAGAUAAAUUUAGACACAACAUACUUGCUCAUAAUAGAACCCAUCACGAUCCGAAAUUGAAUCAAAAUGGGGUUAAAAGUCAUAAUUUCACUACCAAAUAUGAACAAUUGGUUUCUAAAAGAUUGAAAGAAGCGAAUGCUACAAAUAACGUUACUAAUCAAACACAGAAUGGUGGCGCCACCACAAAUGGUAAUGAUGUCUUGAACGGGAAUGGUGUAAAUGAUAUGGCUGGUAUGAAUAAUAUAGACCGACCCAAAUCUUCAAGAAAGGGUUCAAUCUUUGGUAUAAAGUUUUCCAAUAGCAAUAAUAAUAACAGCAAUGGUAAUACAUCAAAUAACCAUCUGACUUCACUUUCAAGUCAAUCCGAUGGUAAUAAUCAAAAUAAGUUUAUUUAUGAUGCCAAAGAUUGUCCUGCGUUAUCAAUUCAACAACGUAUAUCAAUACAAAGAAAUCGUGAUUUUGAAAAUUUACAAAUCAUGGUCACUCGCCCGUCAUUAAGCUCAUCUAAUUCCACCAAUAGAAAUGAUCAUUCCCAAUCCUCUUCAUUCUUGUUAAGUAAUGAUUCUAAAAACAACCCCCAUAACCAAGACAAUGCUUCUCCUGAUACCACCAAUAACAAUAAUGAACCUCGUAUUACUCCUCAAUCACAUUUUGUGGUGGUGGGUAUUCCUCAACCAGAAACUUUCUUAUCCAAUCCCAUUAAUCCAUUUAAUCCAAGUCCAUCCACGGAUCAAAGAAAAAGAUCGGCUUUGAUCAAUGGGCCUAUUAUAAAUUUAGAUCAUCCUUUGCAACUUCCUUCUGAACAAUCAGAUGAAACUGCCCUAUUAUACGCUUUGAAAGACUUAUUCGAGUGUAUGGUGGAAAAUAAAUCCCAAAUAGGAGUGGUUUCGCCAUCCUACUUUAUUACAAGAUUAAAAGAAAAAAACUUUCUCUUUAGACAAAAUAAUAUGCACCAUGAUGCUCAUGAAUUUUGCAAUUACUUAAUUAAUGAAAUUAUUGAAUCUUUGAAUUUUGAGUUAAGUGAAAGUAACCCGUUUAAUUGGUGCACCGACUUAUUCCAAGGUUUAAUUACUAACGAAACUAAAUGUUUAUCUUGUGAAACGAUCACGUCAAAGGAAGAAACUUUUUUGGAUCUAUCAAUCGAUAUCCCUCCUGGUGAUAGCUCAUAUUCUUUAAGUCACUCAUUGAAUAAUUUUUCGAAACUGGAAACUUUAACUCAUCAAAAUAAAUUUUAUUGUAACACUUGCUCUUCAUUACAAGAAGCUACGAAAACCAUCAAAUUGAAAAAAUUACCCGAAGUCAUGAUUAUCAAUUUUAAAAGAUUCAAAUAUGAUGAAAAUGCUGAUAAAAUGGUUAAAUUGUUUGAUUCAAUAAGCUAUCCGUUGAAAUUAAGAUUAUUCAACACUUCCGAAUCAGACGAUAACAAUACUAAUGAUGAAAACAAUAAUGAUAAUUUUACCUUGUACGAACUUUAUGCUCUAGUAGUACAUAUAGGUGGAGGUCCAAUGCAUGGUCAUUACGUUUCAUUAUGUAAAUGCAAAGCAGGACUAUGGCUAUUAUUUGAUGAUGAAACAGUUGAGAUUGUUGACGAAUGUUAUGUUAUGAGAUUUUUCGGUAACGGUCCAGGUUUAGCAAGCUCGUAUAUUUUAUUUUACCAAAAAUGUGAUACUUUGAAUCCUGAAUUAUCAGUGGAUUUUGGAUUAAAUUUAAAUGAAAUUUACAAUGGCAGUGAUUAUUCUUUAGUUGAAAAGGCUAACUUAACUUCAAAACCUGAACCAAUAUCGACCAGAAAAACAUCGUCUGCUCAUUCAUAUAAGUUCAGUAAAGAUCUUGAACCCGAAGAAAAUCAUUCGGUUCACCAUAAAAAUUCCGAUUGUUCUGCCUACGAUCCAAAUUUCACUUACCCUACUCCCACUAAUCCUUUCAAUACCACUCCAUCUUUAGAAUCCUCUUUUGAAAAUUCAAUUGCUACAAGUAACCAAGGUUCAGGUUCGAAUAUACUACCAAAUAAUAACUCAAAUUCUUCAAGUGGAACUGGAGGGCUCACUAGGAAAGCUUCUCUCUUUAAAAAGAAUUUCAAACUUGAAAAUACCAACACUACCCCAUCCAAAGAGAAGGAAAAGGAAUCGGUGUUCCAUUUGCCUCGCUCUCUUUCGCGUUCAUCCUCCAUGAAAGGGCCCUUGUCUCAACAUCAACAUCAACAUCAUCCAAGUGACCAAUCAAUGGAGUCCGAAUUGUCCGCCCAGACUCCGGUGAGCCCAAUUCCAGAAACUACCCAGACCGAACCCCCAAAACAUGAAAAGAAAACUUGGGUAGGCGGAUUGAAAAGACGUGAGAGUAGAUUGGGCUCUUUCAGCAGCACCACCAGUAAUACCAGCAGCACAAGCAAUGGUAACUCUUCUUCCCUCAACGCUAAAACAUCUUCAACCAAUGUUAAACCUAACAAGAGUAACUCCCUUGAACCACCAAAGGAAACUGGCAAACGCAGAAGUAUAUUCGGCUUCAAGAAAAAGAGCGACAAAUAGCCUUGUUCAUAAGUCAACAUAUACAUAUCUAUAGACGUGUAAAUUUAUAGACAAUAAUAAAUUGAUUGGUAU
Molecule: messenger RNA, 2932 nt
Organism: Hyphopichia burtonii NRRL Y-1933
Lineage: Eukaryota; Fungi; Ascomycota; Pichiomycetes; Serinales; Debaryomycetaceae
Gene: UBP13
Product: ubiquitin-specific protease
Exons: 1
Coding region: 176-2860 (894 amino acids)
Biological process (GO): protein deubiquitination
Cellular component (GO): cytosol; nucleus
Molecular function (GO): cysteine-type endopeptidase activity; cysteine-type deubiquitinase activity
Source: RefSeq, a predicted model, not a curated record